Molecule: messenger RNA, 603 nt
Organism: Penicillium paradoxum
Lineage: Eukaryota; Fungi; Ascomycota; Eurotiomycetes; Eurotiales; Aspergillaceae
Product: CCDC12/cwf18 family protein
Exons: 1
Coding region: 1-603 (200 amino acids)
Cellular component (GO): U2-type spliceosomal complex; post-mRNA release spliceosomal complex
Source: RefSeq, a predicted model, not a curated record
AUGUCAUCAAACCACGCCAAUCUUGAUGCGGCGUCCACCGACCGCAAAGCCCGCCUCGCCAAGCUCGCAGCUCUAAAGCGCAAGCAACCCGAGCCAGACACAAAUGAGGCUGCCGCAAAAGACAUUGAGCUUCCUGAUGCCGAUGCUACGCCAGAUGUAACCACAAAAUUCCUGUCUGGUCGCAACUACGACGCCGAAACUCGCGGGCCGAAGCUGGGCUUCGAACAAGGUCCGCAGGAGGGCCAGGUGACGUUGGAAGCCCAGGCGGCAGAAAUCGCACAGGCCACAGCCGAGCAAGGGAAGAAAGAUGCAGAUGGUGAUGAGCCGCUCAAUCUAUACAACCUACGACCAAAGAAACCCAACUGGGAUUUGAAGCGGGAUCUGGACGAAAAGCUCAAGAUUCUCAAUGUACGGACGGACAAUGCAAUCGCCCGGCUCGUGCGACAACGGAUAGAUGACGCGAAACGGGCUGCGAAGGAACGUGGGACUACACUCACUGGGGAUGAACAGGGUGAGGAAUUGGGUAUCGAGGGUGAGGCGCUCGUUGAGGGCAUCCAUAUGCGUGAACGAGAGGAAGAAAAAAGCGAUGAAGAAACGAUCUGA